UGGGAGGCUGUAGGGCCAGAUCUCGGACUCGGAGAUUUUAUGUAACAAGAGCAAAGCAUAAAGAAGAACAAUCCUGUGAUCUAUACAUGGAUGAGAUGGCUACUACUCAGAUUUCCAAAGAUGAGCUGGAUGAACUCAAAGAAGCCUUUGCAAAAGUCGAUCUCAACAGCAAUGGAUUCAUUUGUGACUAUGAACUUCACGAGCUUUUCAAGGAAGCGAAUAUGCCAUUGCCGGGAUAUAAAGUGAGAGAAAUUAUUCAAAAACUCAUGCUGGAUGGUGACAGAAAUAAAGAUGGGAAGAUAAGUUUUAAUGAAUUUGUUUAUAUUUUCCAAGAGGUAAAGAGCAGUGAUAUCGCCAAAACCUUCCGCAAAGCCAUCAACAGAAAGGAAGGGAUUUGUGCUCUGGGAGGAACUUCUGAGUUGUCCAGUGAAGGAACACAACAUUCCUAUUCAGAGGAAGAAAAAUAUGCUUUUGUUAACUGGAUAAACAAAGCUUUGGAAAAUGAUCCUGAUUGCAGACACGUUAUACCCAUGAACCCAAAUACUGAUGACUUGUUCAAAGCUGUUGGAGAUGGAAUUGUGCUUUGUAAAAUGAUCAACCUUUCAGUUCCUGAUACAAUUGAUGAAAGAGCAAUCAACAAGAAGAAACUUACACCUUUCAUCAUUCAGGAAAACUUGAACUUGGCGUUGAACUCUGCUUCUGCCAUUGGGUGUCAUGUUGUAAACAUUGGUGCAGAAGAUUUGCGGGCUGGAAAACCUCAUCUGGUUUUGGGACUGCUUUGGCAGAUUAUUAAGAUUGGCUUGUUCGCGGACAUUGAAUUAAGCAGGAAUGAAGCGUUGGCAGCUUUACUUCGAGAUGGUGAGACUCUGGAGGAACUUAUGAAAUUGUCUCCAGAAGAGCUUCUGCUAAGAUGGGCCAACUUUCAUUUGGAAAACUCAGGUUGGCAAAAGAUCAACAACUUCAGUGCUGACAUCAAGGAUUCCAAAGCUUAUUUCCAUCUCCUCAAUCAAAUUGCACCAAAAGGACAAAAGGAAGGAGAACCACGGAUAGAUAUUAAUAUGUCAGGUUUCAAUGAAACAGAUGAUUUGAAGAGAGCAGAGAGUAUGCUUCAACAAGCAGACAAAUUAGGUUGCAGGCAGUUCGUUACCCCAGCUGAUGUUGUCAGUGGAAACCCCAAACUGAACCUAGCCUUUGUAGCAAACCUGUUUAAUAAAUACCCAGCACUAACUAAGCCUGAAAACCAGGACAUUGAUUGGACUUUAUUAGAAGGAGAAACUCGUGAAGAAAGAACCUUCCGUAACUGGAUGAAUUCUCUUGGUGUUAACCCUCAUGUAAACCAUCUCUAUGCUGACCUGCAAGAUGCCCUGGUAAUCUUACAGUUAUAUGAACGAAUUAAAGUUCCUGUGGACUGGAGUAAGGUUAAUAAGCCUCCAUACCCGAAGCUUGGAGCCAACAUGAAAAAGCUAGAAAACUGCAACUAUGCUGUUGAAUUAGGGAAGCAUCCUGCUAAAUUCUCCCUGGUUGGCAUUGGAGGACAAGACCUGAAUGACGGGAACCCAACCUUGACCUUAGCUUUAGUCUGGCAGCUGAUGAGAAGAUAUACCCUCAAUGUCCUGGAGGAUCUCGGAGAGGGUCAGAAAGCAAAUGACGACAUCAUUGUAAAUUGGGUGAACAGAACGUUGAGUGAAGCUGGAAAGUCAACUUCCAUUCAGAGCUUUAAGGACAAGACAAUCAGCUCCAGUCUGGCAGUUGUGGAUUUAAUUGAUGCCAUCCAGCCGGGUUGCAUUAACUAUGACCUUGUGAAGAGUGGUAAUCUUACAGAAGAUGACAAGCACAAUAAUGCCAAGUAUGCAGUGUCGAUGGCUAGAAGAAUUGGAGCUAGAGUAUAUGCUCUCCCUGAAGACCUCGUGGAAGUAAAGCCCAAGAUGGUCAUGACCGUGUUUGCAUGUUUGAUGGGCCGGGGGAUGAAGAGAGUAUAAACUAACCAAUCUGAAUAAAAGCACCCUUAUUCCCAGGUGCAUGAUUAGCAAGUCAGCUAUUUCCUGGUAAGUGCUCAUGGCUUAAGGAAUUCUUGGUCAAUUAAAGGACUUUUAGAUUUCAUUAACAAGACCAGCUCAUCAAGACAGCCUUCAGGGAAAGAGUUUUAGUAGCAAACAACUCCUCUUUCCAAUAGAUCUGUCCGAUGGAUCUGUCCAGCACACCUGAACCAUGCUCACAGUGAACCCUUUUCACUCUCUGCUCCUGGAAUGCCGCCUUUGACAUUGCCCAUUGCUAUAUGUAUUUCUCUCUAUGUACCUUUUCCCGUUUAGAAUGUCCGUCUCUUGUGACUUGCUUAGAUGGGUUGAUGCAAAUAUUAUUAGCUAGUCAUUUUUCUUUCCAUGCAGUCUUCCAGUUCUUACUGGAGAACUAUAGUCAGAAAGUAUGUGGAGAUGAGUAUCCUUUGCUUACUUUGUAUACUGAAAAUUUGCCAAAGUAACUGGCUGUGCAGAAUGUAAUAGAAGCUUUUCUUAUUCUUUUAUUCUUAAAAUCAGUAUCUUUUUACAGUAUUCUUUCUACAUGAUUAUUUUUUGUACAUUUAAGAAUAUUUUGAUUACAUUCAACAAGUCUGCUGAUUUUGCUACUUUUUUUAAGGGGAUCUUCAAGUGAGUAAACAAGCAUACAUUAUAGGUAGAGGAAAAACUGAACCCUAAGGUUGUAUCUUCCCCUUCAUACCCAAGCUGUAAACAGAUGAAAUUUUUUGUCUUUAAUAUGUUGGUUCAAUGCAUGCUUAUUUGCUUUGGAACCUAUAUCAGUAACGCUCUCUUUGAAUUUAAAAUGCUGUUGAAUAUGACAUUUUUGAGGAGAGAGUUAGCUCAUAACUUAGACAGGGAUUCAAUAAGCCAAGUAUGCUAAGUGUACAAUAUAUUUUUAAAUUUUACACCUAUAACAAGGAGAGGUGGGCACUAAAAAGUAAAUGUAUGUAUGUUGGACUUGAUGUACUCCUGCUUUGUCAAGCUCUUUGCUAUAGUUCUUAAGACAAUUAUGUUACUCUAACUCUGAAAAGUCCUGUAACCCAGUAGCAACAUAGUUCAAAUAAAUGCAUUUGCAUAAUAA
Nannospalax galili (Upper Galilee mountains blind mole rat) is the source of this 3093-nucleotide messenger RNA. It is a transcript of the gene Pls3, whose product is annotated as plastin 3. Gene Ontology annotation, cellular component: cytoplasm; actin filament; actin filament bundle. Gene Ontology annotation, biological process: actin filament bundle assembly; actin filament network formation. The record is from RefSeq and is a predicted model, not a curated record. NCBI's taxonomy places the organism in Eukaryota, Metazoa, Chordata, Mammalia, Rodentia, Spalacidae. Gene Ontology annotation, molecular function: actin filament binding; calcium ion binding.